AUGCAAAGCAAAUUAUUAUACUAUAUAGUUCCAAUCUUAUAGAUAAUUACAAUCACAUUUAUUGAUAAUCCUUGGAUAAUAUUAUGGUCAAUAUAUGUAAUAAUCCCUUUGCUGGAUGAGAUACUUGCUUAUGACUUUUAUAAUCCAAAAUAAACUAAAGAAUUAGAAGAUGAUAUGUUCUAUAAAAUUCCAUUAUACUUAGUAAUUGUAUUGGAUUGGUGUUUAAUGUUUACUGUUUUGAAUCACCUGACUUAAAAUGAUGUUUCGUUAUUUGAUGUAAUAUUUAUACAUUUAAAUUUAGACAAUAGGAUUAAUAUCUAUAUGGGGAGGACUUUCAUCAAAUAAUUUUACAGUUGGACAUGAAUUAUUGCAUAAAGACACAUUAUUAGAUAAGUUCUUAGGAACUUAUACUUUGGUGAAAAGUUUAUACUGUCAUUAUAAUAUUGAACAUGUGUUCACUCAUCAUAGAUAUGUUGGUACUCCAUUAGAUGCAGUAUCAGCUGAAAAAGGUUAAUCUUUACAUUCAUUUAUUCCAAAAGCAAUAGUUGUAUAAUGGAAGGAAGCUUGGAAAUAAAAAGAUAAAAUGUAAAGAUAUACAAUCUUAAAUAUCUUAAUGUGUUUAUUUAUCUAUAAAAUAUACUCAAUCAAAGGAUUUAUAUUAUUUUUAAUAUAAGUUUAUUAAAGCAUAGCUUAUUUAGAAGCCUCAAAUUAUAUAGAACAUUAUGGUUUAAGAAGAAAAUUAUUAGAAAAUAAUUAAUAUGAAUAAAUAAGUGAUCAUCAUUCAUGGAAUGCCCCUCAUAGAAUUACUAAUCAUUUGUUAUUUAAAUUAUAAAGACAUAGUGAUCAUCAUAAAUAUCCAUCAAAACCAUAUCAAAUAUUAGAAAUAGAUCCAAAUAGUCCUAUUUUACCAUGUGGAUAUUUAGUUAGUAUAAUGAUUGCUCAAUUUCCAAUUGUUUGGAUGAACUUAAUGGAUCCUUUAAUUACUGGAUAUAAAUCUAAAUAAUUAUAUGAAGAAAGUAGAAAAAAAGUUAGAAAAUUUUUAGUGUAAUUUGCAAUAUUUGCAAGUUGUUUAAUGAUUUAUUCUUUAUAUGAUUGAAAAU
Molecule: messenger RNA, 1100 nt
Organism: Paramecium sonneborni
Lineage: Eukaryota; Ciliophora; Oligohymenophorea; Peniculida; Parameciidae
Source: the annotation of a GenBank genome assembly